AAAUCAUAAAAAAUUUCAUUUUCUAGGAAAUGAGUUUUAGGCACUAAACACAUUUUGAAAUUUGUUGAAAAAUAAUCACUAAAAUGUUAUAAUUUUUCGAAAAAUUAACCACUGCAGUAACGAGAAAAAGAGAGCAAAUAAUUAGUUUUCACAAGUGAAAACAGAUUACUUUUCAGAAGGUAUUGUUAUUUAUUCCCUAAAAUAAUCCCUGAUGUUAGUUUCUGAAAAGAAUAUUUAGUUUUUUUUGGAAAUACAAAAAUGGGUAUAUCAACAAAAGAAUGAGUGUAAACAACAAUCAUUUACUCCGAAUAAUUGGGCUUACUUGACAUAAAUCGCUAUGGUAGGCCCAUAAUAAUGAAAAUAAAUAAAGGUGUUAAACGGGCCAGGCCCGUUAGAGAGUUGUGUUGCUGUGGCAUUAGCAUCUUCAUCGUCUUCGUAGAGUCCUAGAGCUGAAAGGUGGGGUUCUGUUUCGUCUCUUCUCCUCAUAGACUUGUUAGUUUCGCUGUUUGCAUUGUUUUGUCAUACACAAGGGCUACAACAUGUCAUCUUUACUACGAAAAUCCUUUAGGACUAAGGCCUUGUCUCUGUUUCUGCACAAACACGUCGGAAACUCGUUCGAGUCGCAUCAUACUCUGGCUUCCUCAAGCUGGUUUUGGUGUCGCCAAUCAUCACAUUCCCUUCCACAAAAACCCACUCCUUGCUUCGCUUCAAAUUCGACCCCAAGUUCCAGCUUCUCUAACGCGCUUCUCCAAAUUCGCUUCUGGGUCUCUGAUGCCGCCGCCUCUGAGCCCUCAACCUCUGAUGGGCUCACGGUCCAACAAAUUCUGGCCAAUAAUUGGAACAUUCUGGACGAAAACGAAGGCGAUUGGAAGAGUCAUGCCACCGCUAUAGCUCAAUCUAUUAACUUGAUCAAACGCCGCUUGCAGUGGGAAAAAUUGAAGGUGAGGUUGGACAUGUUAUCAUUCCAGCUGGGUAAGGAGGACCUUUGGGAUGAUCCGGUGCGCGCAGGUAAAAUAAGCCGAGAGCAUGGUUCGCUCCUGGGGAAAAUGAAAGAAGUAAAUGCAUUGGAACAAGAAUUACUUGAGCAUAUUGACAUGAUAAAGCUUGCCCGCGAAGAGAAUGAUGCGGAUUUGGAAUCGGAAUCAUUGAAAGUGUUGGUUAACAUGAGAAGAGAUGCAAAAGGGAAAGAGCUAGAGGCGUUGCUUGCAGGGGAGCAAGAUUCUUGUUCUUGUUACAUUGAGGUUCAAGCUGGGGGGGGUACGGAGAGCAUGGACUGGGCAUCAAUGGUCAUGCAAAUGUAUAAGUCAUGGGCACAGCGGCGUGGAUAUAAAGUAACUCUAAUGGAUGAAAUGCCUGGUGAGAUUGCAGGAAUCAAGCGGGCUACCAUUAAAGUAGAUGGUGAGUUUGCAUUUGGAUAUGCCAAAGCAGAAAUAGGAGUGCACAGGCUGGUGCGCAUAUCACCUUUUGACAGCAAUAAGCGACGACAUACUUCAUUUGCUGCUGUGGCAGUGAUUCCAAUCCUAGGUGAUGGAUCUACCCAUGUGCAGAUUAAUGAAUCUGAUCUUCGAAUUGAAAGGUUUCGGGCUGGUGGUGCUGGUGGCCAGCAUGUUAACACAACUGAGAGUGCUGUAAGAAUAGUUCAUAUUCCCACAGGAGUUACUGCAACUUGUCAGAAUGAAAGAUCGCAGCAUCAGAAUAAAGCUUCAGCCAUGGCUGUGCUUCAGUCAAGGUUAGACCAACUAGAGAUGGCACGCCAGGCACAAUUGAAUGCACAACAUACGCAGUCUCUCACUGACAUAACGUGGGGCAGUCAGAUUCGUAGUUAUGUUCUCCAUCCUUACCGUAUGGUGAAAGAUCUUAGAACUAACUAUGAGGUUUCAGAUCCUGACUCUGUCCUUGAGGGCGAUCUAGACGGAUUCAUCUUGAGCUAUCUAUCAUCUUCUUUGGAUAAAAAUAAUGAUGCUUAAAUCAAUCAAAUUCUCAGCUAUGGCAGCAUUUUCAUACUCAGUGCCGAAAUGGGUGCAUGCUUGUGCAUUUUCAGAGUCUGAGGUUAAGUCCUCUGUCCUUUCGGUGACUGUUGUUCCUCAUCAAGGUUUAUCUCAGAAUGUAAGGAAGCAUAUUUGGCUUCCUAUGGUAUACUUGCCGUGACAAAUGCAUAUCACUGAAUUAUGAAUUUGGAAGUAUGAAGCUAAAAGCAUGAUAUUAUUUGGCUUGAGAGUCGGAAUAACUUCCCAAUGACCUUUGAUGCAGUAACCAUUAUUAUUGUACUUUUUAAGAUUCAUUUAUUUACACAUGACACUAGCAGAAGGUACGUGAGAUUUGCAUUCUUUU
This is a messenger RNA of Vigna unguiculata (cowpea), 2331 nucleotides long. RefSeq names its product Peptide chain release factor 2. The record is from RefSeq and is a predicted model, not a curated record. Gene Ontology annotation, molecular function: translation release factor activity, codon specific. NCBI's taxonomy places the organism in Eukaryota, Viridiplantae, Streptophyta, Magnoliopsida, Fabales, Fabaceae. Gene Ontology annotation, biological process: translational termination. Gene Ontology annotation, cellular component: cytoplasm.